Molecule: messenger RNA, 5526 nt
Organism: Miniopterus natalensis
Lineage: Eukaryota; Metazoa; Chordata; Mammalia; Chiroptera; Miniopteridae
Source: RefSeq, a predicted model, not a curated record
AGGAUGGCUGCCCCGGGCUGCUUCCCGCUGCUGGUGGACGGGUCCUGGGGCGCCGACCCCCCGAAGAAGUUGAGCACCAAGUUGCAUCUGUACUUCCAGAGCCCGAAGAGAUCGGGAGGCGGGGAGUGUGAGGUCCGCCAGGAGCCGGGCAGCCCGGGCCGCUUCCUGGUGCUCUUUUACCCUUUUUCAGUUCGGCAGAGGGUUCUGGAGAGAGAGAACCAUGAGUUAGUAUGGCCAGAAAAAGGAACAUUUAAGUUAACGGUCCAGUUGCCCACAGCCCCAAAUGAAGUCCGUGAUGUCUCUGAGGGGAAAAUUCCAACAAAGGAAUCCAAGACCAAAGACCAUGCCAAGGAACCAGAUGCUUCGGAAGAUACAAAAUCUCUCUAUAGAAGAUCAGAAAAAAUGGAAGAUUUCCCAGAAAAAUGUGAAAAUAUUCCCUCUUUGGUUGCAUUUGAAAAUCUCAAAGCACAUGUCACUGACAUGAUGAUAAUCUUGUUGGUGGAGAACAUAAGUGGUCUGUCCAGUAAUGAUUUUCAAGUGGAAGCAAUACGAGAUUUUGAUGUCGCUGUAGUUACCUUUCGAAAAUAUAUAGAUGCCAUGAAGUUUGUUGAAGAUUGUACUAUGCACCAUACAGUGAAACAACUUCAGCUUUCUCCAAGACUUCUGGAAGAGACAAAAAUAAUCAGGGUCGAGAACCUGCCGCCUGGUGUCGACUCCUAUAGUUUGAAAUGUUUAUUUGAAAAUCCUCAAAAUGGAGGGGGAAGAGUUGCCAAUAUUGAAUGUUUUCCUGAAGAGAGUUCAGCUCUGAUUGAAUUUUAUGACAGAAAAGUGUUAGACACCAUCAUGACCAAGGACCUUGACCUCAGUAAUAUGCCACUCUCCGUGUUCCCAUACUAUGCCUCUUUGGGGACAGCUUUGUAUGGGAAGGAGAAGCCUCUGAUCAAGCUUCCAGCACCAUUUAAAGAAUCUUUGGAUCUUUCUUUAUGGAAGUUCUUACACAAAAAGAAUCACCUGAUUGAGGAGAUAAAUGAAGAAGUGAGACGUUUUCACUGUGAGCUAACAUGGUCCGAACUCAGUGGUGAAGUUACCAUCAGACCUGCGGCCACCUUAGUCAAUCAAGGAAGAAAAAGAAUAAAGAACUGGAAGAAAGAUGCUUCCACAGCAUUCUUUGACAUAAGGUCUAGAUAUAAAGUUACCCUAUUUAAAGUGGAUGCAAAAGUGUGGGACACCAUAAAAAGUGAUUUAGAAGAUGAAAGAUUUUUUAUUGAGUUUGAUAAACUUAUGGAGAUUAUAAUCUUAGUGGGAGAAUCAAAGGAUGUACAGAACAUUGAGCCACAAAUCAAGGAAUUAAUAGAAAACACCACUCAAAAAAUUAAAAGAGAAGAGCAAAGUGUGAAGGUAGAAGUGUCCAUUUCUCCAAGAAAGUAUUUUCUUUUGUGCCACAGUGGUGUACAGGAGCAUCUCCACAAGGAGUACCCAGAGAUGAAGAUUUUUUAUGACAAAGCCACUCAACACAUGUGCUUUAAAGGACUCGGUGUAGAUGUGUAUAAAGCAAAGUGUGAAGUCCAGGAUAAGGUGUUUAACAUGGUUCAGAAGAGCAUUCAGCUUCCCCCUGAGGUUUUCCAGUUUUUGCAACAGGCUGACUGUUCAGAAUUCUCUAAGUCUCUUUUGAUAGCACAGGAAAUUCUUGCAGUUUAUGAGCUAGAGGGUACAACUGUUGUCUUAACCAGCUGUUCUUCUGAAUUCCUAUCAGAAGCUGAAAAGCAGAUGGUCAGUGCCUUAAGUUAUAAGCGCAUAGACAUUGAAGACAGGCAAAUUCUUAAUGCCAAGAGAUGGAAAGCAAUCACUCACAAUUUGCUCAGGAAACAUAAUUCCUCCUCAAAGACUGUAAUAAUCAAUGAGUUAGCCUCAGAAACCACAGCUGAGGUCAUCAUUGCAGGCUGUGUGAAAGAAGUAGAUGAAAUCUACAAAGUCCUUUCUGACUUUGUGGAAAAAAAUAUGAAAAUAGAGAGACUCAUUGAGGUAAAGCAUCCCUUAGUUAUUGAUUAUUUAAAGGCAGAGAAGAAACUAUUCUUGCAAAAGAUAAAGACAAAGAAGAUAAAUGUUCAGGUAGAUUUUGAUUUUAAGAACAAGUCAAAAGGCAUUUUACUAAUUGGCUCAAAGUCCGAAGUCCUGGAGGGAGCAAAAAUCCUCAAGGAAGCCAGGGAUUCAAUUUGUGUUAAAAGCAUCACUAUUGAUAAGCCAGGAGCCAGGCAGUCCUUCCAGGAUAACGCAUGGUUUUAUAAACGUGAGAUCCGGUCACAUGGUUGUUUUGUGGAACUGCUGCAGAAUGAAGAAAAGGCGCAGGGAGGUGGCACUGAUGGGCAGAAGUUCUACUGUCAGACAGAACUGGCCCCCGGAGUCUCACUGAUCGUGCGGCUAGGCGACUUGACACAGUUUCCUGUGGACGUGGUGGUCAAUUCCGCGAAUGAGGAGCUCCGGCUCAGCGGCGGCCUGAGUGCUGCUCUUUCGAAAGCAGCUGGCCCUGAGCUCCAAGCAGACUGUGAACGGAUAGUGAAGAAAAAGGGCAAGAUCCCACCUGGCCAUGCCAUCAAUUCGAAAGCGGGAAAGCUCCCAUGCCACCAGGUGAUCCACGCAGUAGGACCCAAGUGGAAGGCAGAGGAUGCCCAGAGGUGUAUGUCACAGUUAAAGGGAGCAGUGAAGAAAAGUCUCCAUUUGGCAGAAAAGCUCCACUGUCAGUCCAUAGCCAUCCCUGCCAUUAGUUCUGGAGUCUUUAGCGUUCCCUUAUCCCAAUGUGUGGAGACCAUCGUUUUGGCCGUCAAGGAAACCUUCCAGUAUAACUGGGAUGGACGCACCUUGAAAGAGGUUUACCUUGUGGAUUCAACUGAGAAGACUGUUGAGGCCUUUGUUGAAGCUGUGAAAAUUAUAUUUAAAAACACCGUGCCUGAUGCUGCUUCCCCGCUCAGUGUGCCGGCAGCAGUCCAGCCCAGCCUGAGAAACAACGAUGGAAACAGAAAAAUGCUCUUGUGCCCGGGUGGUCUGAGGAUCCUGCUGGUGGAAGACGACGUGCAGAACGCUACGACCGACGUUGUAGUCAACUCCAUUCCUAGGAAUCUCGACCUUAAUAGUGGGCCCCUUUCUCAGGCCCUCUUGGCAAAAGCUGGGCCAAAUCUCCAGGAGGAAUUGAAUACAACUGCACAAGGGAUGACUAUUGACGUGGGCAAGAUUCUCCAAACAACAAGUCAUAAUCUGCAAUGUUGCGCAGUACUUCAUGUGGUGGCUCCGAGCUGGAAUAGUGGCGACACAUCUUCAUAUAAGAUCAUGCAAGACAUAAUCAGAAAAUGUUUGGAAGUCACUGAGAGCAUGCUCUUAAAAUCGAUUGCAUUUCCAGCCAUAGGAACAGGCAAUUUGGGGUUUCCUAAAACCAUUUUUGCUGAAUUAAUAAUUUCAGAAGUGUUCAAAUUUAGUAGCAACAAUCAACCAACAGCUCUACAAGAGGUUUGCUUUCUGCUGCAUCCGAAAGAUCAUGAGAAUAUUCAGGCAUUUUCAGAUGAAUUUGACAAAAGGGCUAAUGGAAAUUUCAUCAGUGACAAAAGUCCCAAGGCUGACAAUACACAAGUUAUCUAUGGGACUGUUACCAACCCUAGCUCAGGAGUUCAUGAAAUGAAAAUUGGCCCCAUCACCUUCCAGGUGGCCUCUGGAGAUAUUUCUAAAGAAGAGGCAGAUGUGAUUGUAAAUUCAACAUCAAAGACAUUUAAUCUCAAAGCAGGGGUCUCCAAAGCAAUUUUGGAACAGGCUGGACAAAAUGUGGAAAUGCAAUGUUCUCGCCUAGCUCAACGGCAAAACAAUGGUUAUAUAAUUACUGAUGGUGGAUUACUGAAGUGCAAGAAUAUUAUUCAUGUCAUUGGCGGAAAUGAUGUCAAGAGAUCGGUUUCCUGUGUUUUGCUAGAGUGUGAAAAACGGAAUUACUCGUCCGUUUGCCUCCCAGCCAUUGGGACAGGAAAUGCUAACCAAGACCCACAUAAGGUUGCUGAAGCCAUAAUUGAUGCCAUUGAAGACUUCAUCCAGAAAGGAUCAGUCCAGUCUGUGAAAAAAGUUAAAGUUGUUAUCCUUCUGCCUCAAGUACUGGACGUAUUUUGUGCCAGCAUGAAAAAAAGAGAAGGCGCUCAGGCUGCUCCACAGUCUGUGAUAUCUAAAAUUGCAUCAUUUUUUGGCUUCUCAAAGCAACCUCCCCCAAAACAAAAGUGUUUUGUUUUCGAGAAGAAAAUAGAAUCAGCAAUUUUUCAGGUGUGUGGUGAAAAUGAAAAAUGUGUGGAAAAAGCCAUCUCCACUUUACAGGAUCUGAUUAAAAAGGAUCAGAGGUCUUACACCAGUGUAGAUGAAUGUAUCAAAGACUUUGAUGGAAAGGAAUGUCAGGAAUUGAAUAAGCUGCAGAAGGACUUGAAUAUUACAGUGCACUUCGACCAUCAAAAACCUCUGAUUGAAGUUUCAGGAAUCACCAGAGAUGUGGAACAGGCUAGAAAUACAAUUGAGGAAAUGAUCAAGACAGUUAGAUUAGCCAAAGAGCAGGAAUCCAGAGCAGAUUACGUCAGUAACUUUGUAGAAUGGCAAUAUAACGACAAUAACACUUUUUAUAAUUUUGACAAAAUAACCAAUCUGCAAUUGGAGGAUGCAAGAAAAAAAGAGGGAAAACUAGUUGUCAAAAUUAAUAAGCAGAGCUACACAGUGGACUUGAAAACAUUCAUUGCUACAGAUGCAAAGGGACACAGCUUAUCUGUUCAGCGCCUCAUGAAACCUGAAGUUGAAGUCCCUGGACACUGGAGUGAUAUGAAGCAGCAGCGUGUCUGUCUUGUUGAGCUACAGCCUGGUCAACCAGAAUACGGCAAAGUGGCAGACACAUUCAAUCAGACCUGCUCACAUUUCAAGAUAGAGAAGAUUGAGAGGAUCCAGAAUCUAGGUCUCUGGAAAGCCUACCAGAUAAAGAAAAAAAUCAUGGAUGACCACAAUGGCAAUACACAAAAUGAGAAGCUGCUCUUCCAUGGGACAGAUGCUGGCUCGUUGCCACAUGUCAACCAAAAUGGCUUUAACCGCAGUUAUGCAGGAAAGAAUGCUGUAGCAUAUGGAAAGGGAACCUACUUUGCUGUCAGUGCCCAAUAUUCUGCCAAUGAUACAUACUCCAAACCAGAUGUAAAUGGGAGAAAGUAUAUGUACUUUGUGCGGGUGCUUACUGGAUUGUACGAACGUGGACAUCAGGCAUUAAUUGUGCCUCCUCCGAAGAAUCCUCAAAAUCCUAUGGAUCUGUAUGACAGUGUCACAGAUAAUGUGAACAAUCCCAGUUUAUUUGUGGUAUUUUAUGACAACCAGGCUUACCCAGAGUACCUCAUCACUUUUCGAAAGUAGCGUUUUGGUAUCCUUCACAGAAGACAUUCAUCUAUACAAGCGGUUUUCAACUAUUUCAUCUCAUGGCACAUGUAAACUAAUUACUAAAAUUCUUUGACACACCAAAAAAAAACCAGUAUAUUUUUU